GUGGACAAAAUAAACAGCUGACGGGAUGCGAGCCAACUUGAUCUCGAAUCACUCGAUUGGGACUGUACAGAAUAUAAACGGAAUGGAAGCAGACUUAUCUAUUUGUUGUCUAGUUAAUGUGAUAGUAUUGAUCCCUAUUAAUCGAUUUGAUUAGAAGACCAGCACGUGUCGGAGAUAACCCCACCCCACCAAAACCACGACACCAAAUCCCAUCGCAAAAGAAGAACUUGUAAGUCUUACUCACACUUGAGUUUCAUGUUUGCCUCAAAGCUCUUAACACUUUGCUAGUUGAGAUGAGGUCAACGUUUUUGCAGGAUUAGUGUUAUUUUUAUUCCCCCAUUGAGUCAUGGCAGAAGAACUCAAUUAUGUGACAGUCAAGUUCACCUCUCACAGCUCGCCAAAUGACACUGUUAUCUAUGAAGACAUAAGAAACGAGCUGGAGCGAUGGCCCCCUCAACGCCAUGCCGAAGAGAAGUGCGGCGAUGAGGAGGAGAUCUACGAUGAUGUGCGGUCAAAGGAGUUACCGUGCAGCGUGCCUCACAUCUUACAAGAAAACCUGUCUAAAAUAUCACUCCAGACGCCUGCCACUUUGGCGGCUUACGUUCUGAGUGUCCUUUGCGUCAUCCUCAUGUCUGUCGUCAUUGCCCUCACCUUGCACAUGAACGGCAUCCUGGCCGAGCAGCAUUGGCAGAACAUCAACCUGACGGCUCAGAACGAGUACGUGCGGGCCGAGCUGGAGCAGAUGAGCGAACGAGCCCAAAACCUGAGCAGGGAACGGGACCAGCUCAACCGGACCUUGGGCCAGGUCGUCGAGUUUGACAAUUUUCCUGUCAUCGACUACUGCCCGCAAAAAGUUUUAAGCCUGUGCAAGCCGUGUGUGAACGGCUGGCUGCAUUUUGGCUCCAAGUGUUACCUGUUUCGGCACGACAUUUACUCCUCCCGCUGGAAGACCUGGGAGGGAAGUGUUGACGAUUGCAGGCUGAUGAACGCACGCCUGCUGCUCAUUGAAAGCCAAGAAGAACAGGAUUUUGUCACGAAUCAUACGUAUUACUACAACGAUGCCAAGCACGGAUACUGGAUAGGGCUGAGCAAGAACUUCAUCUCUGACAAGUGGAACUGGAAUGAUGGACGCAACCUCACUUUGCCAUUCUGGAGAAAAGAAAACGACAACUUAAAAAACAACUGUGCUCUGACGACAAAGUCGCUGCCAAAAUCGCGGGACAACUGGAGCAAAGCCAAAUGUGACAUGAAGAACAGAUACAUCUGCCAAACCCAUUCCAUCACCUGGCCAGAUCCACACUAACACAUCACUCCCUUGCACACACAAAAUAUAAUCCGUGUCUUUUGUGGAAGCGUUAGAGUACAAAUUGAGUUGGUUGCUGGUUUGAUUCUGAGCUAAGUAGAAAGCUUGUAGGGUCCUUUUUCCCGCCCUUGACUAUACAACUCGGACUUUCCAGUCCAAAGUGGCGGCACUUUUCUUACUCGGAAAUGGGAAAAUUCCAUCUUCCUACGUUCCUUGAAUGCAGCGUAAGGCCUACAGCCAGUUAACAUCCACGGUAAUCACACUAUGGUUUAAUGGACAGAUCGUCAAUUCAUAACUAAAAAAACUGACAAAGGAGUUUAAAUAUUUAUUAUGAAAUCAGCCCAGUGUGAGUUACACUACUAUUUUUCUGGCCGGUGGUGUGAAGUAAAAGUAUUUAGCAACCAUGUGUUGUGCAACAAUGGAAAAUAAUCCGCAUGUGUGUGUCCCAAUAGCAUUCAGUGUCAUCAUAGGCAGGGACAAAAAAUAAACAAAAACAAAACACAG
This is a messenger RNA of Syngnathus typhle (broad-nosed pipefish), 1807 nucleotides long. Its product is annotated as C-type lectin domain family 1 member A-like. The coding region runs from base 347 to 1303 and encodes 318 amino acids. The record is from RefSeq and is a predicted model, not a curated record. NCBI's taxonomy places the organism in Eukaryota, Metazoa, Chordata, Actinopteri, Syngnathiformes, Syngnathidae. The transcript is spliced from 8 exons.